Messenger RNA from Actinia tenebrosa (Australian red waratah sea anemone), 920 nucleotides. RefSeq lists its product as uncharacterized. The record is from RefSeq and is a predicted model, not a curated record. Lineage: Eukaryota; Metazoa; Cnidaria; Anthozoa; Actiniaria; Actiniidae.
UAUGUCAGUCAAAUUGAAAAUAAUUUUAAGCUUUUUCUCGUGUUUUUUAUCCCAUUCCUUGAGCGAGGAGACAAGUGGUGUCUACUUCACUAAAUUUGAGAACCACCAGCUCGAAGGAAAUGUAAUCGAGAAAGUAAAAUCGACAGAUGUUCUCGAUUGCUGCUUAAGAUGUAAGCGCUUAACAGAGUGUUCGUCGAUAAACUUUGCAUACAAACCCGAGAACGGCUUUCAUGGAUGUGUUUUGAUGAAUAGAGAUGUAUCAAAAGUGACCCCAUCAAAAGUGUAUCAUCACUUUGCUCGAUUGGUUGAUAAUUGCACAGAUAUCGUGUGUGAAAAUGGCGGAACGUGCAGAAAAUCGACAUCUAAUGGCGUCCGUUGCCACUGCCUGCAAGGGUUCACGGGAAAACGGUGUGAAACAAAAUACAACUGGUGGCUCAAGAUCAACUCAAAUCCUGUCUGCUUUGGAACUAAAAACUCCUCCUACGGACACUUCCACAUCAAACAAAAUGGAACAGUGACGACAAUCCAGCUGAAACACCUCUCUGGUUUAAUGACCUGCAAUAAAGAAAGCCUUCAAACAAAGCGUAGCAAUUGGGGCUGUGGUGAAAAUGUAUUGUACACGAUCCUCACAGACAGCCAAGACCGAAGGAUUCUCCCACAAGAUGAGUUUAUAAUUUACUUUCCGUGGUUGCAGUAUUUACUUCCAGGCGUAAACAGAAACUCGACGGAGCUUACUUUUAAAUCCUUCUCGACGCCGAUGAAUGUAACCGCUGGUCAAGAGUAUCGUAUUUGGUUCGGUCAAGAUCUGACUAAUACGACAGAGAAAAACAAUGAUGGAUCUUCGUGUGUUGAUGUGUAUAUGAAUGGGUGGUUUAGAUAAUGUCUGAAAAUGGAUGUAUGGAGAUGGAUGGAUGGAUGGA